AUGUUUAUUGUAACACGUUCCCCAGCUGGUUUUCGUAAUGUGUCUUUUGUUUAUUCUGGUGAUCUUUCCUCAUUUUUUCUCUGGUGUUUGUUUAUUCUUUCUCUCGUACAGAACAACGUGAUCACUGGUGUGUAUCCUGCCAGCCCGUCCUCAUGGCUGUUUGUUGUCAUCGCGAUCUUGGCCACCAUGUACACACGCUCAGACCCUUCCAUGGGCCUCAUCGCUAAAAUCCAGGAACACCUGCCAGUCAGUGAUUCUCUGAGCAUUCAGUGUCGGACGGUGGUUUCUGCCGUGUUGUUCAGCACUCUGCUCUGGUUCUCGCUGAUCUUCACCAUGAGGCUUUGCCUGAAGCAGUUACUGUCGUAUCAUGGCUGGAUGUUUGAACAACACGGGAAAGUGUCCAACACCACCAAAAUCUGGGCGGCCAUGGUCCGGAUCUUCUCCGGCAGACAGCCUCUAUUGUACAGUUACCAAGGGUCUUUGCCUAACCUGCCUGUUCCAACAGUGAAGGACACUGUUAAGAGGUACCUGGAGUCUGCGCGUCCAUUGAUGAGUGAUUCUGAAUACGAGAGGAUGACGACUCUGGCCAAGGAGUUUGAGAGCAGUCUGGGAAACCGCCUGCAGUGGUACCUCAAACUGAAAGCCAUGUGGGCAUCCAACUAUGUCAGUGAUUGGUGGGAGGAGUAUGUCUACCUGAGGGGGCGUGGCCCACUCAUGGUCAAUAGCAACUACUAUGGAAUGGACUUCCUCUACGUGACACCUACACCGAUUCAAGCCGCGAGAGCAGGAAACACACUGCAUGCCUGUCUCUUGUACCGCAGGAAACUUAACAGAGAGGAAAUCAAACCUAGUCGUGUGCCAGUUUUGAAUGUUCCUUUGUGUGCCGCUCAAUGUGAGAGGAUCUUCAACACCACACGCAUUCCAGGAGAAGAGACGGAUUCCCUGAUCCACUGGCAGGACAGCGAGUAUGUGGCGGUGUUCCACCGAGGCCGUUAUUUCCGCCUGUGGCUGUACCACGCCGGCCGCAUGCUGUCUCCCAGAGAGAUCGAGCAACAGAUUCAGCGUAUAAUGGACGACCCGUCACCCCCAGUGCCCGGAGAGGCCAAACUCGCGGCCCUGACAGCAGGAGACAGAAUCCCUUGGGCUCAGGCCAGAAAAGAGUUCUUCAGCUCAGGAGUGAAUAAGAGAUCUCUGGACUGCAUUGAGAAAGCUGCGUUCUUCGUUGCCCUGGAUGACGAUGAGCAAGGCAUGAGGGGAGAUGAUCCUGCUGGCAAUUUGGAUCGCUAUGCCAAGUCCCUUCUGCACGGCAAAUGCUACGACAGGUGGUUUGAUAAGUCGUUCACUGUGGUGGUGUAUAAGAAUGGGAAGAACGGCCUCAAUGCUGAACACUCCUGGGCAGACGCACCUAUAAUGGCUCACGUGUGGGAGUAUGUGAUGACUACCGAUAGUUUCCAGCUGGGUUAUACUGAAGAAGGCCACUGUAAAGGAGACGUGGCCUCCUCCCUGCCUCCACCUACUAGACUAACCUGGGACAUACCUGCAGAGUGUCAGGAGCGUAUCGAACGCUCUCUCGCUGUGGCACAGGCUCUAGCCGAUGACGUCGACUUUCAUGUGUUGCCAAUACAAGAGUUUGGCAAGGGCGCCAUCAAAAAGUGUAAAAUCAGCCCGGAUGCCUUCAUUCAGAUUGGGCUACAGUUGGCUUAUUAUAGGAAUCGAGGCACGUUCUCUCUGACCUACGAAGCAUCUAUGACCCGUUUAUUCCGCGAGGGCCGGACCGAGACGGUGCGUUCCUGCACCAGCGAGAGCUGCGCCUUCAUCAGAGCUCUGGAGGGAGGAGAGAGUAAGGAAGUGUGUCGGCGUCUCUUUCGCACGGCGGCUGAGAAACACCAGCAUCUGUACAAGAUGGCAAUGACAGGAGGAGGAAUAGACAGACACCUCUUCUGCCUCUACCUUGUGUCCAAAUACCUGGGAGAGGAGUCACCUUUCCUUAAAGAGGUGCUUUCAGAAACGUGGAAUCUGUCCACCAGUCAGACUCCUCUUCAGCAGGUGGAGCUGUUUGAUUUCGUUAACCACCCAGAGUACACCACCUGCGGUGGAGGAUUUGGCCCGGUUGCAGAUGAUGGUUACGGCGUGUCUUACAUCAUCAUCGGAGAAAACAUGAUCAACCUGCACAUUUCCUGCAAACACUCUUGUCCUCAGACUGAUUCUCACAAGUUUGGAGCUGAUAUCAAGAAGGCUAUGGAGGAUCUUCUGGAGCUGUUGUCACCAGAGAAACCAGACCCGUCCAAAGCUGAGCAGAACCACUCAAAGAAAAGCAAAAAAGACCUGUAGAGGUAGAACAGAUCGCCCAUGACGGUCAGAAGACAUGAGGUUGCAUAGAACUAGGAAAUAGCGUGUUUGCGUGUGUGUUCGUUUGAAUGCAUGUUUGUCAUUACAUACAAACAUGCAUCCAUACAUUCCAUGCUUGUUGUACAAAUCGAUGCCAUGAAGCCAUGAACAACAUGAUGUAAAAAUGGUGGAAGCUGCUUCGUCUAAAAAAGUAUUAGUUUAAUAAAAUGUAUAAAAGAGCAUUAAAAGCAAGAGAUAGUUUGAUAGCGGAAAGCCUUUCGUGUUUUCCAGAAGGACCAGUCCAUUUAGAUUCAAUUUGGUCCUCAUUUUUAAAUAUAAUGAAGAAUCGAAAUGAUUAGCGUGCAUCCCCGCCAGGGUGAUGGGAGUCUAAUGGUUAAUGAUCUGACCAGUUAGUGUAAUGGUUGUAGGUUCAUUAAAAGUAAGCUUGACCGAGGAUCUCAGUUAUGCAUCACCUCUGUACCUUCUGAUGAAGGCACUUCACUGCUCUUACAGUACCAUAAAUCACAUCCAAAUAGAAACUCCCCAUCUGAACUGGAUAUUUUGAGGUGUAAGAAUAACUUGACUUGUGUCAUUUUACUUGAAUCCCAGAGCAGAAGUAUAUUUAAGAUUUCAGUGACUAAUGACUCAGAAUAUUACAUGUGACUGCAGUUUUAAUGUGAUUGUCCAGAUAUAUUGAUGUGUUGAUCUCACUAUUAAGUCUAUUAAUUUUAACAGGUUUUUUUAUGUACUUUCUUUUUUACACAAGGUCAAGUUGAGAUAAAAUAACUAUUCACAAUUUAUUUAACAAGGUUGAAUAUGUCUAAUAAGUCAAAAGAAUUCACGCCACAACACAUUUCUGUUAAUAUCUCAGGUGUUUCGAAUGCACGAUUUAACUUCAAAAAUAAAUCAAGGCCAGUUAAUUGCACAUAGUUCCUGUUUACUUGUACCCAAAGAGACGUCUCCUUAACAAAGCUAAGUGUACAGUACAAAAUCUGAUAUGAUUUUAAUUCUAAAUGGCGUACUUCGAAUUAAAUAAUAUGGUUAACCUUCAAUUGAACUGAUUAAAUUCCAUUAGGAUGCUUUCAAAGCUAAAUGUGGUCAUGAUUAUUAUGUAUUUAAUAAUAAUACUAAACCAUUUAUACCAAUCUUCUAUUUUCAAAAAAGUAGAAAACUUAAGAAUGUGAUUUAAAGGAAAACUUCAGUCGAAAAUAAAGAUUUUCUGAGAAUUUACAGGCCAUCCGAGAUGUAGAUGAGUUUGUUUCUUCAUCGGAUUCUGAGAAAUUUAGCAUUGCAUUAU
Molecule: messenger RNA, 3625 nt
Organism: Sinocyclocheilus grahami
Lineage: Eukaryota; Metazoa; Chordata; Actinopteri; Cypriniformes; Cyprinidae
Product: carnitine O-palmitoyltransferase 1, liver isoform-like
Exons: 17
Coding region: 1-2331 (776 amino acids)
Biological process (GO): fatty acid metabolic process; carnitine metabolic process
Cellular component (GO): mitochondrion
Molecular function (GO): carnitine O-palmitoyltransferase activity
Source: RefSeq, a predicted model, not a curated record